CGGAAGUUUGCAUGUGUGAGAGAGCAGUGCAUUGCCCAGAUGACACCCAGAGCGCGGGAAAUUUCAUUCGGCUAGAACCGAGAUUCUGCGAUUUACAAGUAACAGUCUGCCUCCCACGUCAAGGAUUCACUAUCCUUUAAAACGCAAAACCGGUGAAGCCAUGUCUGUGUCAGCAAAGAGCAUUGCAGAGGAGUUAAAGGUCUUUGACGUCAACUUUGAGGAUGAAGAAGUACCCGAGAAAUUGGUGGAGCUCUGUACAGUUCACCGUCUUAAGGAAGAGGAUAUGGUCAAUGAAUGGAUGGCUUUCAGUACCACUCGCAACCUGCCGCUCACAGUUGGCAAUCUUAACCUACUGGAACAUGAGGUUUUGAACAAGAAAAGUGCCAGACCACGUCCUUCCCUGAAAAAAGAGAAACAUUGUGGAAACAGGGAUUUUAAUACUAUUCAAGAGCUAAUUGAAGUGGAGACAGCAGAAGAAAAUCUCUUGGAUUCAUACGCUACACCUGCCAAGGGAUCCCAAAAGCGUAACUUGUCUACUCCAGAACAUCCUCAGUCUAAAAGGAUAUUAUCAAUAAACCGAAGCCCUCAUGUGCUGUUCUCCCCAACCAGCUUUUCCCCCAGUGCCACCCCAUCGCAAAAGUAUGGCUCUCGAACCAACAGAGGAGAAGUGGUGACAACCUACGGCGAGCUACAAGGAACUACAUGGAAUGGUGGUAGUGGAAGUAAUACUAACGUUGAACUGUUCACCUCUCUGGAUGAACCGCUGACAAAAAUGUACAAGUUUAUGUUUCAGAAGUUAAUGGACAUCAGAGAAGUGGUUAGCAUUAAGAUAGAAGAACUUGGUGCAUCUCUGAAGGACCACUUUCAAAUUGAUGAGUUUACCUCUGUAUCUUUACCAGCACAAGAGACCGUGACAGUGCUUGGACAGAUUGGGUGUGACAGCAACGGCAAGUUAAAUUCCAAAUCUGUCAUCCUGGAGGGGGACAGAGAGCACUCUGCAGGCAUGCAGGUUCCAGUUGACUUGUCUGAACUGAAAGAUUAUUCUCUAUUUCCAGGACAGGUGGUAAUUAUGGAGGGCACCAACAGCACUGGCAGGAGAUUUGUUCCUACUAAACUCUAUGAGGGGGUCCCACUUCCCUUUCACCAACCCAGCAAAGAAUUUGAAGAAUGUCCACAGCAGAUGGUUAUCACAGCGUGCGGACCUUUUACCACAUCCGAUACAAUCACCUAUGAUGCCCUCAAGGAUCUUAUUGACAUUGUUAACAGAGACCGUCCAGACAUCUGCAUCCUGCUUGGUCCCUUUUUGGAUGCAAAGCAUGAGCAAAUAGAGAACUUGCAACUGACGGUGACAUUUGAAGACGUGUUUAAGCGUUGUCUGAAAAUGAUUAUCGAAGGCACACGCCCUUCUGGGUGCCAUCUGGUGAUCGUUCCAUCACUCCGAGAUGUUCACCAUGAUCCUGUAUAUCCUCAGCCGCCAUUCAGCUGCUUUGAACCAGCCAAAGAAGACAAAGAGAGGGUCCAUUUUGUUGCAGAUCCCUGCACAUUGUCUGUCAAUGGUGUUGUCAUAGGCAUGACCUCUACAGACUUGCUAUUCCAUAUGGGUGCAGAGGAAAUUAGCAGCUCUGCGGGGGCUCCAGAUCGCUUCAGUCGGAUUCUUAGACACAUUCUGACCCAAAGAAGCUACUAUCCACUGUAUCCACCCAAUGAAGAGAUAAAUAUUGACUAUGAGGCUUUAUACAGCUACACCCCUAUGCCUGUCACUCCAGAUGUUUUUAUCGUCCCAUCUGAGCUUCGCUAUUUUAUCAAGGAUGUCACAGGCUGCAUCUGCAUUAACCCUGGGCGACUCACAAAGGGACUGGUAGGGGGCACAUAUGCACGCUUUCUGGUCAAAAGUGGAGCAAUGGGGUCUGAAGGAAAGAGAUCUACUUGUAUUUCUGCUCAGGUGGUGAGAGUUUAACCAGGGAAACCUGCAAUUAACCUCUGAGGAAUAGAACUGGAAUGAAGACAAUGGACAAAUGGAGCCCAUGUAAUUAACAAGCGCACUGAAAGGAUGCCAGCAGAUACCUAUAUCGCCAUGUUGUAGAUUUUGUAUAAUUUUUACCUGUGCCUCUUUAAACUGAUUCACUAAAAUAUGAUCUCGCGUACAUUCAAUUUUUUGGAUCUGUUCAUGAAGCAAAGGCAGUUUGCCAUCAUCCAUUUCUGCAAGAGACAAGCUUUUUGAUAUACUAUUGAAUAGCCACUCUUAAGAUACAUACAGCACAGGCCCAAAACAUGGAUUUGUAUUAACAUUACUGUGCAUAUUGUUUUGCAAUUAUUAAAAGUUGCAUUUUUUUUAUUUUUAUAUUCGCCCGAGAACUGUCAUUAGCCAUUUUCUAAAUACAGAUCCACCAAGGUCUGUUCACUCUCCAGCACUCAAAUGAGAAAGCAAAUACUUCAAAACAGAGCCACGAUAUGAUGUCCUUUUAUACAUAGUAGUAUGCCUUUUAAAUUUAAGGGCAUGUAAAGGCAAAAAAAUAAAAUCCCAUUUUUACUUUCUUUAAUGAAAAAGAAACCUAUCUCCAAUAUACUUUAAUUAAAAAAUGUGUACCGUUUUUAUAAGAAACCUGACUGUAUGCAGUGAAAUUCUCCCUUCAUUUACUGCUGUGGAUAGGAAUUGUCAGACGGUCCCUAACUGCUGAGCAGGGAAACAAUCAUAGUUAUGAACAGCAGGGGGAGCCCCCACCUUACUUCCCAGCCAUGCAGAAGCUUUGUUUAUGACAAUCCCUAAGCAGCCCAGACCACACUGAGCAUGUGCACAGUCUUAGUCUUGCAAAGAUGUUUAACAAAGUUACAAGAUGGUGAUGCCCUGUAGCCAACUUUGAAAGCAUAAAUUAUUUGUUUGAUUAGGCUUGUGGUGCAGUAAGUUCAUGUUUAUUUUUAGUAUACAAAAUACAGCAUUUGUAGCCUUAUUCUAUUUUAGACUUUACAUGCCCUUUAAAAGGGGUCACACAAUAGCGAAAGAUGGACUGAAAGAAGGUGUUCGAAAGACAAAAGGCAGCAGCCUAAAGCAUUAUAUACAGUAUAUAUAUUUUAUUUGGAGUCAGCAUUUAUAAAACUAAUGCAAAUGGUUCUGGUGAAUUAAAGCUUGAUCUUCAGCAA
This is a messenger RNA of Xenopus laevis (African clawed frog), 3138 nucleotides long. It is a transcript of the gene pola2.L, whose product is annotated as polymerase (DNA directed), alpha 2, accessory subunit L homeolog. Gene Ontology annotation, biological process: DNA replication initiation; DNA replication. Gene Ontology annotation, cellular component: nucleus; alpha DNA polymerase:primase complex. Lineage: Eukaryota; Metazoa; Chordata; Amphibia; Anura; Pipidae. The record is from RefSeq and is marked provisional. Gene Ontology annotation, molecular function: DNA binding.